CACCUGACAGACCUCACCCAGGGCACAAAAUGCACACUCAUCACAUAAACCGUGUGUUGCAUAAAGGACGCUGUCGCGGUGUGUUGCUCGUCAAACAUUACCCGUCUUCAUUUUGGUCAAAGGAACACGUGACUGUCUUCACACCUGUGAAUGCUGAGCUCUCCGUUGCUUGACGCCUCUCCGCUGUCCUCCUGUAGUUGGGGUCAGCCGAACACAACCAGCAUGCUGGCGCCGCAGGCAGAUCAGGUCAUGGCCCUCGGCGACUGGGAGGAACGCUGGCAGGAGGACCGAAUAGGUUUCCACCAGCCUCACGUACACAAGAUGCUGGAGAAGAACAUCGAUAAAGUUGUUUCGGGGCGGACAGGAGUUCGCUUCUUCUUUCCUCUCUGUGGGAAAGCUGUCGAUAUGAAGUGGCUAGCAGACAUGGGCCACUCGGUGGUUGGAGUGGAGAUUUCUGAAAAGGCAAUAAAACAGUUCUUUGCAGAGAACAACUUGACCUACAGCGAGGAGCCUGUCCCUGCCAUACCUGCAGCAAAGGUUUACAAGAGCUCCGAAAGAAAUAUCUCCUUGUAUCAAUGUGACCUCUUCAAAUUCUCCAGCUCCAUUGGCGGACAGUUUGGGGCAAUUUGGGACAGAGGAUCUCUAGUGGCCAUCAACCCAAGAGACCGAGAAACGUAUGCUGAUCUCAUCAUUUCUCUUAUGGCUAAAGAUUGCAGAUACCUUCUGGACACUUUGCUGUACAACGCUGCGUUGUAUUCAGGGCCGCCCUUUUUCGUGCCUGACGAGCAGCUGGCCAGCCUGUUUGGGAAGAGCUGUGAUUUGGAACUGCUGCAGUCGGCUGAUGCCAUGACCGAAAGAUAUCGAGCCUGGGGCCUGGACUCCCUGACUGAAAAUCUACACCUCAUCACUCCCAAGAGCAUUUAAAAACCAACUUGGGCAGUUUAGAAAAGCAGAUCAUGGGCAGUGUUAUUGCAAACACUGGCCCUUUUUACACGGUGCCCUUUAUACAAGGUGCAUGGAAAUAAAAUAACCAGAGAACUUCCAAAAAC
Molecule: messenger RNA, 1049 nt
Organism: Gasterosteus aculeatus aculeatus (three-spined stickleback)
Lineage: Eukaryota; Metazoa; Chordata; Actinopteri; Perciformes; Gasterosteidae
Product: putative thiopurine S-methyltransferase
Molecular function (GO): thiopurine S-methyltransferase activity
Source: RefSeq, a predicted model, not a curated record